AUGAAUCGGAUGGAGGAGAACGGACGGAGAUGUCUCCUAAUCUCUCAGUCGUCGCCGCCGGUAGCGGGCCACCAAGUGGGGAGCCACAUAUUGCAGUCGAACGUUGUCGAGGCUACGCCGGCGAGCCACGCAUCAAUCGCGCCGUUCCUCACCUCACUCUGCCUCACUCUCAGUCACUGUCUCUCUGUCACGCCCGCCGGCUGUCGCCUCUCUUCUCACGCCGACGGCCCGUCGCCUCUCUUUUCCUGUGACCCCGUCGCCUCUCCUCAGUCCUCAGUCCUCACGCACGUUGCACUCUCGGCGUCUCGGUGCUCUUUCAGAUUUAAUGCUUGCGGUAUAAUAGCCUGUUGUUCUGUGGAUGUAUUUACUUGUAAAGUUGUAGGUUGUAGCUCAGGUUAUUGUUUAAAGCUUUUGAUGUUAAAGGACCUGGAACAAUCAGAUAAUUCUUUUUUAUCCUCAAUGGGUCGCCACGAUUCGGAAUCACCUGUCCGUAGAAGGAGCCCCUCCAGGAAGGAAAGGUCACCUACUCGAUACAGGAGCCGCAAUAGGUCACCAAAACGUGCUAGGUCGAGGUCCCCUGAACCUCGUUCGCUUGCCCGGGAUAAUCGUGAAAAAUCCCCAGAACAUCAAAGAUCUCCACCUAUCUCCCGUUCGCCAGUUAGACAAAGAUCUUCUAAUAGAACCAGGUCACCGAGGUCAAGGCCCUCACCACCUACUUCAGCUGCCAAAGAGAAACUGUCUUCUCGAACUAGAUCCCCAAAACAAGCGCAGUCGAGGUCCCCAUCACCUGGAAAAAGAAGAUCUUCAAUUCGAGUCAAAUCUCCAAGAAGAGCUAGGUCGAAAUCUCUGGAUUCUCAGUCUCUUUCGCCACGUAGUAGAAGGUUGAAGAGAGUUAAGGCCGAACGAGCUGCCGUGAAAGGGAAUGGGAUAGAAAAUGAAAGAAACCACAUGAGGAAGGGCGAGAGGAAUGAGGAAAAAGAUUCAACCAGGGAUUUGGCUGUUGAAAGAAAAGAUAGAAGGUCUGAAUGGGAUGAGGCUGGCAGUGGUUCGAAUAGUUUGAGGUCGAGGCACAGGCGUUCGCGUUCACCUUCUGGUCAUCAUAACAGGGGUGAAAGAAGGUCAAGAUCGCCUGUUAGCCGAGGACGUGAUGAGGUGUCUGGCAUGGUACUCUGCUUUAUUGCGUUGAACUCCUUAUUGGAAAGAGCUUUAGAUUCUAUGAGGACAUUAACUGAUUGUUUCUCUAAAUUUAUGCAGCGUAGAAGCUCGAGGGAUCCUGAGCAGCGGAACGGUGAUAGUGAUUCAAUAGCUAAGAUGAAGGCUGUUGAGGAGACAUUGGACGCAAAGGAAAAACAAAAGCCUUCUUUUGAGCUUUCUGGAAAACUUGCGGCUGAAACAAAUCGAGUCAGAGGUGUAACACUGCUAUUUAAUGAGCCACAUGAUGCUCGGAAGCCAGAUAUAAGGUGGCGAUUGUAUGUUUUCAAGGGUGGUGAAGUGCUUAAUGAACCUCUGUAUGUACAUCGUCAAAGUUGCUAUCUUUUUGGUAGAGAGAGGAGGGUUGCAGACAUCCCCACAGACCACCCUUCUUGCAGCAAACAACAUGCUGUUCUUCAGUACCGGCAAGUUGAGGAAGAGCUCCAAGAUGGGUCCAUGUCAAAACAAGUGAGGCCUUAUCUGAUGGAUCUUGGGAGCACAAAUGGGACCUCCAUUAAUGAUAAUAAAAUAGAACCUCAACGGUACUAUCAACUGUUUGAAAAGGAUACCAUCAAGUUUGGUAAUAGCAGCCGUGAAUACGUUCUCUUACAUGAGAAUUCUUCUGGAUGAUGCUUUUAUCGGGUCACGGUCAAAUACAUUAGUGUGAGAAGUAACAUUUUCGAAUACCCAAAGUACUUGCAUGUUAUGUCUGGGUAGGCAUCAUCUCUCCAGUAUGUUCAAGAUUAGCAAAUUUUUGAAGCCUCAAUGUAACUGAUACUUGCCUGAUCUCUGUUUUUCUAUGGUAAAUUACACUGAGUUUUGUUCUUGAGCUUGUAGAAUGAAUGCAGCCCAUUCUCCUGUAAAUUAUUGAAACGAAGUAGGUUAAAAUUGGUGGUCUACUUAGCUCGACCCAAACAUGAACCCAUGUGUUCUUAACUAUUGUGGCACUUUGUGGAGGAAAAUGGAAAUUGCUAAUUGUCUUUUUCUUUUACAUUUUUUUUUUUUUUUUUUCUUUUU
Striga asiatica is the source of this 2208-nucleotide messenger RNA. The record is from the annotation of a GenBank genome assembly. Lineage: Eukaryota; Viridiplantae; Streptophyta; Magnoliopsida; Lamiales; Orobanchaceae.